AUGUCCAAGCGUAUUCUCCUCACCGGGGUAAAUGGGUUCAUCGGCUCGUGGGUCCUCGACCACCUCCUUAGACAAGGCCACUUUGUCCGCGCCAUUAUUCGCUCCGAAUCCAAAGCCGAACGAGUUUCCUCCGAUUUCCCUGCCUACGAAUCCCAUCUUGACUUCGGGAUUGUCCCCGAUAUCACUGCCCCCGGAGCUUUCGACGAGGUGGUCAAGUCUGAUCCUUCUUUUGAUGUCGUAAUACAUACUGCUUCUCCAUUUCUCUACAAGGUUGUCAUGGAUAAUCGUGAAUUUCUUGAUCCGGCAAUCAGGGGAACAAUGGGUGUUUUGGAGAGCGUGAAGAAAAAUGCUCCGGAGGUAAAGAGAGUUGUGGUCACAAGUAGCUGUGCUGCGAUUAUUGAUUUUGCGAAGGAGGUUGUUAGUCAGCCGCAAAAAGUCUACACGGAGGAGGAUUGGAACCCCACUACAUGGGAGAGCGCAUUAGAAGGAACGCCGAAUAAUGCGUAUCAGGCCAGUAAAAAGUUUGCGGAAUUGGUUUCAUGGGACUUCGUGGAGAAAGAGAAACCAAAUUUUGAUUUGGUAACUUUGACCCCUCCAAUGGUUUAUGGGCCGUUGAGACAUACAAUUAAAAGUACAAAUGAUUUGAAUCAAUCAAAUUUGAGGAUCUAUAGUGGAUUGGUCAAUUCAUCGAAGGAUGCUAACCUACCUCCAAACGGCCUCCAUGCAUUCACUGAUGUUCGUGAUCUAGCAGAUGCCCAUGUUCUCGCUGCAACUCUCCCAGAAGCAUCGGGACAACGUUUCAUCGUUUGUGGAGGUCAAAUAUCAUCUCAAAAUAUCAGUGAUAUUCUUCGCAAGAAUAUUCCAGAAUUGGAAGAAAGAACGCCAAAGGGUGUCCCAGGUGAUAAAGGACUACAGGACGGCUCUUUCGCGUGUAGUAGCGAGAGAGCUGAAAAGGUAUUGAGGUUGAAAUUCAGGAGUAAGGAGGAAACUUUCGUGGAUUUGGCUGAACAGCUAUUGGAAAUUGAAAGGAAAGAGAAGAAUGCAGAGUAG
Messenger RNA from Botrytis fragariae, 1050 nucleotides. Its product is annotated as putative nad dependent epimerase protein. Gene Ontology annotation, molecular function: oxidoreductase activity, acting on the CH-OH group of donors, NAD or NADP as acceptor. Bases 1 to 1050 code for a protein of 349 amino acids. The transcript has 4 exons. The record is from RefSeq and is a predicted model, not a curated record. NCBI's taxonomy places the organism in Eukaryota, Fungi, Ascomycota, Leotiomycetes, Helotiales, Sclerotiniaceae.